Molecule: messenger RNA, 1572 nt
Organism: Pichia kudriavzevii
Lineage: Eukaryota; Fungi; Ascomycota; Pichiomycetes; Pichiales; Pichiaceae
Exons: 1
Coding region: 1-1572 (523 amino acids)
Source: RefSeq, a predicted model, not a curated record
AUGAGUAACCAAAUGCCCGAAACACGCCGGAGACAUUUAUCAGUUAGUGAAGAAGUUGAGUCAUGCGUGAGACCAUUAUCUGGUAUUAAGGGGGACUCUUCAAGUGAUGGUUACAAAUCUGAAGAUGCCUCCCAAACAAACGGGAGGAUUUUUUCAGAAGGGGGGUCUCAUGAAACUUCACAAAGGCCCAGAGAUGCAACAAUUUCAGAGAUAGGAAAAAUUGGUUCCGUUUUCAUAAUUAUAUUAGAACAUGUUAUUUCGUCAAUUACCCUCAUUUUACCAACCCCGUUAAUAGAUGCGUUUACAUCGUUGAGUAGGUUUAUUUUUUCAUUUUUCAAAUCUAGUGAAGUGAAAUAUGACAAUCUAAUCUCAGAUAAACAUAUUUCGAUGAAAGAUAAGGUUUUAAGUAAACUCGAUAAAUUGAAAAACUCACAGAAUUUUUCACAAAUUUGUCAUUUGAAUGGCUUUGAGGCGGAGUCACAUUUAGUUCACACCCAAGAUGGGUUCAAACUCACAUUGCAUCGAUUAAAACCAGAAAACAAUGGCUAUACAUCCAACGGGAAGGCGAUUUAUUUUCAGCAUGGCCUGUUAAUGACAUCGGAUGUUUGGUGUGUCAUGCUAAACAAAGAUGAUAAUUUACCAUUUAGAUUAUGCGAACAGGGGUAUGACGUUUUUCUAGGCAAUAAUCGUGGAAAUAAAUAUUCAAAUAAACAUGUGGGGUUUAGUUCAGAUGAGAGAAAGUUUUGGGAUUUUUCCAUAGAUGAGUUUGCAAUGUAUGAUAUACCAUCUUCUAUUGAUUAUAUUUUGAAGCUAAAGGGGAUUUCUACAUUGACUUAUAUUGGAUUCAGUCAAGGAUGCUCGCAAAUUUUGUCUUCGGUUUCCAUCAAUGACGACUUGAAUCACAAGAUAGACAAACUUGUACUUAUAGCACCAGCAACGACCCCCAAGAGACUGUCAAACUGGUUACUUAAUUCUAUAAUAAACUUUAAUCCGGAGAUGAUGUACCUGUUAUUUGGACGGAAGAUUUUGAUGAAAUCUGUUAUUUUCUGGAGGAAAAUUACUUAUCCGCCAAUGUUCAUCCAGUUGAUUGACUUGCCAAAUAAAAUUCUUUUUGAUUGGAAUUCGGUAAAUAUUGAUGUCAUUCAAAAAAUGGUUUCUUAUUAUCACCUUUAUUCAACCACCUCAGUCAAAUGUGUUGUUCAUUGGUUUCAAAUCAUCAAAUCUAAGAGAUUUCAAAUGUAUCAAGAGAAGGAUUACUUUGAGCCCUUUGAAUAUCCAACAGACACAAGAAUUGAUAUAUCUAAAUUAUUGAUUAUUUAUGGUAUGAAUGAUUCACUUGUUGAUAUUGAUACGCUUGUAUCCCAGCUACCAGCUUUUAACAAGCAACACUUUACGCAAAUCAAAGAUGGGAAGGUUGUAGGUAGGAGAGAGGUUGUGAUAAAGGAAAAUGGAGAGGGUGUGGACGAUAAAGAGCUCAAUGUCUUUGGUAUCUAUGGCCACGAGCAUCUUGACCUAUUAUGGGGGAGAAGGCAACAGGAAAACGUCAUCAACAACGUACUAGACUUUAUCUGA